AUGUCUGAUUUAGGUUUUGAUCCAAGUUUGAAGAAGAAGAAAAAGUCCAAGAAGGUUGCUUCUGUGGUGGACGACACAGAUUCCAAGGAAUCAACACCACAACCAGGUGAUGCAUCGGUUGAUGAUUUGUUUUCUGGGUUAAAGAAAAAGAAGAAGUCGUCGUCUAAGAAGUCAGCAGAAGAAUCAGGGUCGCCGUCAGUAGAUGAAGACUUAUCAUCGUCAUUGGGCGAUUUAACUUUAAAGAAGAAAAAGAAAAAGAGUACUAAAAGCUUGGAUCUCAAUGAGUUCGAGCAACAAUUAGAAGAAGCAGGUGUGGAAGACAUUACAGAAUCUACCAAUGGUGCCACAAAUGAUCAAUCAGCAAUUGGAUUAUCUUAUCCUGACUUGUUGUCACGUUUCUUUGAUAUUUUGAAGAAGAACAACCCUGAAUUGGCUGGUGACAGAUCUGGUCCAAAAUUCCGUAUUCCUCCACCAAUAGUCCAAAGAGAAGGUUCCAAAAAGACAUUGUUUGCCAACGUUCAAGAAAUUGCUACCGUUUUACAGAGAAGUCCAGAACAUUUAAUCCAAUAUUUGUUUGCAGAAUUGGGUACUACUGGUUCCAUUGAUGGUGAAAAGAGAUUGAUAUUAAAGGGUAAAUUCCAACCAAAACAAAUGGAAUCUGUUUUGAGAAGAUACAUUAUUGAAUAUGUCACUUGUAAGACAUGUAAGAGUAUGAAUACCGAGUUGAAGAGAGAAAGUGCCAACCGUUUACAUUUCUUGAGUUGUAAGGCAUGUGGUUCUACGAGAUCCGUGUCUUCGAUCAAGACUGGGUUCCAAGCCCAAAUCGGGAAGAGAAAGAAGUUCUAA
Molecule: messenger RNA, 846 nt
Organism: Candida albicans SC5314
Lineage: Eukaryota; Fungi; Ascomycota; Pichiomycetes; Serinales; Debaryomycetaceae
Gene: SUI3
Product: translation initiation factor eIF2 subunit beta
Exons: 1
Coding region: 1-846 (281 amino acids)
Biological process (GO): formation of translation preinitiation complex; translational initiation; formation of cytoplasmic translation initiation complex
Cellular component (GO): eukaryotic translation initiation factor 2 complex
Molecular function (GO): mRNA binding; translation initiation factor activity; translation initiation factor binding
Source: RefSeq, a predicted model, not a curated record